UUGUUCCUUUUUUUUAAUUGUAUUUCCACAUGGUUGCGUGUGCGCGUCUGAACUUGCCGGAAAAUAAAUAUUGAGUCUUCAAAAUGUAACACUUGGCGUUACGGCAUCUAUACAAACUGUUUAUGCAUUCAUACACAAUAUACAUCUUUUAUAAGUGAAGAUAUAGUUAAUUCUGCAAAUCGUCUUUCGCUGAAGACGUAUCUUUUGUAACGAUGGUAUUGGUACCUAUUCUCAAGACCUCAAUGUCUGGUUCUUUGAAAGACGUGAGUUCAACGAGCUCUCCCAGAGUAAAAUUUGAUUUGCCCAUUGAUAAAGAAAGUAUUAUACAAUAUAUUCAAGAAGAAGGUGAUACAUCUUAUGGUGCCAGAUUAAAUUCUGUCUUAAAAAUUCUUAUGGAUAAAGAUACUGAGGAUUCUAUUCUUCUAAGAUGGAUUACUGAACUGAAGGACAAUAUUCUAUUUUUAGAUAAGAGAAACGAAUCUUUGACAUUUACAUUAUUGAAAAUGGAAUGGUAUAACAAAAAUGAAAGAUUUAUUAAGGCUUAUCAAGAAUUGAUUUUAAAUCUGGUGACAGCCCACUCAUCUUAUCUUAAACAUGUUCUCUAUUUCAUAAUAUCUAUAUUUGUGAAAGUAUCAGCUGACAAAGAAGUUCCAACACCAGAAGAAAGAAAAAUAUGGCGGCAUGCUCAUGAACUUGCAAAACAUAUUACUGAAUUAAUACCCUUGUCGCAACAUAUAUUUUGCGUGGCACUUGUAGAAAAGUUCCCUUAUAUUAGAAAUGCAGCAUGUGUGAUUUUGCAUUAUGUAGAAAAUCUUUUGAUUGUUUGUACAUAUUUACCAAGCAAGAGGCCUUUAAUAUUGGAAUGUGUUAUUGAAAAAUUUAUUCAAAUAGAUGUGAAUUGUUCUAAAACAACAAUAGAAAUGUAUGAGAUGCAAAGAGAAGAGGAAGAAAGUUUGAAUCAAGAUUUGGAAAUGGAGUCGACUAUUGAAAAGAAAACUGAUCAAAUGGCAUUUCCUUUAGCUCAUAGUCUGGAUAUUUUAAUGAACUGUUUGUUUACAUAUAUUAAGGAAACAUGCUUUUAUAAUGAUAGUGAAGAACUUGAUUGGGAAGCAACAAAGAAAUUGUAUAAAGAAUUUUUAACAAUCUUUGAUAAGAUUAUUCUACCUACUCAAGGUAGCUGUCAUGUUCAAUAUAUUUUGUUCUACAUUUGUGGCUUAAAGCAAGAUCUUUGUAUAGGAUUUUUAGACUAUUUAUGGAAAAAGGUUCAGAACCCUAAUGUUGCACCAGUUUUAAGACAAAUAGCUGCAUUUUACAUUGGGUCUUUACUUUCCAGAGCUAAAUACAUAAGUAUAAGCACUGUAACUGAAUGUCUUGAUUUAAUGUGUAACUGGAUCCAUCGGUACAUUGAUGCUCACACUUCACGUGAUUUGAUGGUCCAUGGAACUUUUCACAGUGUCUGCCAAACGGUAUUUUAUGUAUUUGCCUUCAGAAACAAAGAACUUCUAGAAAUGAAUGAUGGCCACAAAUAUCUACAAAGUCUUAACUUUGAUAGAAUGGUUACAUGUCGUCUGAAUCCCUUGAGGUUUUGUGAUAGAAAUAUAGUUCAGAACUUUGCCAGCAUUGCCAGAAAUCAUCAGAUAGCAUAUGUGUAUCCAAUAAUUGAAAGAAACAAUAGAAAUUUAUUGUAUGCUGGAUUUCACUCCAAUACAGAAGAAGUUAGUGCUGGAGCUAUGAUUCCAACUUUUUUCCCUUUUGAUCCAUAUUUAUUAAAAAGAUCAAAGCAUUGGAUAGAGUCCCAGUACAGAAUUUAUAAUCAUGCCUCUAAAGAUGAAGAAACGGUUGAUCACAUAGAAGAUGAAGAAAUGUGUGUUGAUGAUGAUAUGUUUUCAUACAGCAUGUCUCCUGGCUUCAAAAAAUCUUGUAUUAAAGUUUAUAGAUAGUUGGAUGUUGAUUUUAUCUUAAUUUAUUGUAUAAUAAAAUGCUAUGGUCAUGAA
This is a messenger RNA of Argiope bruennichi, 1994 nucleotides long. It is a transcript of the gene Tif-IA, whose product is annotated as RNA polymerase I-specific transcription initiation factor RRN3-like. Gene Ontology annotation, molecular function: RNA polymerase I core binding; RNA polymerase I general transcription initiation factor activity. Bases 213 to 1940 code for a protein of 575 amino acids. Gene Ontology annotation, cellular component: nucleus. Gene Ontology annotation, biological process: transcription initiation at RNA polymerase I promoter. The transcript has 13 exons. The record is from RefSeq and is a predicted model, not a curated record. NCBI's taxonomy places the organism in Eukaryota, Metazoa, Arthropoda, Arachnida, Araneae, Araneidae.